Molecule: messenger RNA, 662 nt
Organism: Cylicocyclus nassatus
Lineage: Eukaryota; Metazoa; Nematoda; Chromadorea; Rhabditida; Strongylidae
Source: the annotation of a GenBank genome assembly
GUUUCAGAAUGCUACCAAUUGCAAUUAUUCUCACACCAAUAAUCGCUGUCUCAGCCUUGCCCGCAUACGUAAACCACGAUGAUAUAUCCGAGAUUCGGGAAGAAUAUCCAUCUGUGAAUUUGGAGCUAUUGAAGUAUGUCAGCGAUGCCCUCAGCGGACUAUUUAAAUCGCAAGAAGCAACCACUACGACUGAUCCGCGGGGUUUAAAUUUUGCACAAUUCGUAGCAACCGAAAAGUGUAGCAAUCAAGCUGCUUGGGGAUGUUUCACGGAUAUCGACACAAACAAUGACGGCUUUGUGUCACCGGACGAAUUGGCAGAAUACGAUAAAUUGUCUAUGGCAAGGGUAGAAGGAAUGUAUAAUGAUUACCUAGACAGCACUUUUAUAGAAGCCGAUAACGACCACGACGGCUUUGUAUCCUACAAAGAAGGAGUAGACUAUGCUGAGAAUGUACUAAAAGUUCAUGCGGAUGAUAACUGGGAACGUCUUUUCCGCGAAAGAGACUUCGAUAGUGAUGGCCGAUUGAGCAAGAAGGAAUUCAAGAGUCUCAUGACGUCAUGGUAUCGAGGCGAUUACGGUCUUCAAUACAACGACUAUACAGUAACUUCACCAGAUCCACUGGAAUCAAAAGAGGAUCCGGAUUCUUCUGAUAAAAAAUUGUAG